Canariomyces notabilis is the source of this 3400-nucleotide messenger RNA. Its product is annotated as MCM-domain-containing protein. The record is from RefSeq and is a predicted model, not a curated record. The transcript has 3 exons. Gene Ontology annotation, biological process: DNA strand elongation involved in DNA replication; DNA replication; mitotic DNA replication initiation. Bases 124 to 3198 code for a protein of 1024 amino acids. Gene Ontology annotation, molecular function: ATP binding; single-stranded DNA binding; single-stranded DNA helicase activity. Gene Ontology annotation, cellular component: nucleus; MCM complex. NCBI's taxonomy places the organism in Eukaryota, Fungi, Ascomycota, Sordariomycetes, Sordariales, Chaetomiaceae.
UUCUCAUUUCCAGUGCAUUUCCCAUGCCACUCCAUCGCAUCCCUUCAACAAACCUACACACUUGGCUUCCACCACAACAAUACGCCGCUGUCAGUCUCCCACACAACGAUAUAGCGGCGCACAAUGUCUUCUCCAUCGCGAAGAUCGACGCGGAGUACCGCAACGCCUGGUCGCGCGACUCGAAGUUCGCAGCCCGGAAGCAGCCCCGCUCCCGCAGCAGGCCCCUCGGCCGCAGGAGAAAGGACUCCCCGCCAGACUCGUUCUUCCCAACUAGCUUCCAGUCCGCUCUUCUACCAGUCCUCGUCUCCUGCCCCAGCUGCCAAUACUGUCCAAUCUCCCCUGCGUCAGAUGAGCAACAGCCAGAGCACGGCGUCCCAGCAGAUUGUCCCCACCUCGCCCCUGCGCCAGCAAACCGAGACUCCGAGUGCUGGUGACCGCACCCCCCGUGCCAGCGGCGCUCUGAUUGGAGACUCGUCGCCGAUCCGCUAUGAUCCCAGUUCCAGCCCGGGCCGCCAGCUCACCCAACAGUCAGACCUCCGCAGCGAAAGCAGUGCGCUCUUUGUCAGCUCGCAAAGGAAUGCCAACGUUAGGUCAACCCGAGGAGACAUCAACCCCGAAGUUAUCAGGACAACGCACAUCCCGCGUCGUAUCCUCCUGGAUGAAGCCGGCCGGGUUGUCCGUGACGGCUCCGCCAUCGUGUCGGAUGCCGCCUCCUUCGCGAACAACAACCCCCACACUUCGGAAGCGGAUGCCCUCGGCGGAUCGAGCCAAAGUCUCGUCUGGGGUACCACAGUGUCGCUUGAGGACUCUUUCGUCUCGUUUAGGGACUUUCUCAAGAACUUUACCAAAAAGUACCGUAUGUGGGCGGAUGGCGCCACCGAGGCCGAUACCAAUGGCGAUCCCGAAGCGAAUUCAAAGCCUUACUGGGACGCGCUGGAGAACAUGUUGCUUCUCGGUACCAACAAGCUGUACUUGGAUCUGCGCGACCUCAAGGCGUAUCCGCGUACCGUGAAGCUGUGGCAUCAAUGUCAAGCAUAUCCGACCGAGAUCAUUCCCGUCAUGGACCAGUGUGUCCACGACUGCAUGAUCGAACUCGCCCGAGCAGAGAUGGCGAGCCAACGGGCGGCCGCACAGAAUGCGGCCGCCUCUGCUGCUCCUCAAGCCUCUCAAAGCUCAGAGAUCGCCUUCCCAAGUUCGGAACGGGGUGACGAGGCACCCACCCCGCGCCCCGCACAGCCGCAGCAGGCGAGUCUCGAGGAUCAAGUUGCCGGCCAGCGCUACCUCGUCCGGCCUUGGGGGCUCGAUAAAUCCAUCAACCUGCGAGACCUCAACCCCUCCGACAUGGACAAGCUCGUAUCAAUCAAGGGGCUCGUUAUCCGGGCUACGCCCGUCAUCCCAGAUAUGAAGGAGGCCUUCUUCAAGUGCAGCGUAUGCGGACACUCUGUCACCAUGAGCUUGGAUCGGGGCAAGAUCCGGGAGCCUACCGAGUGCCCUCGUGCUCGUUGCAAGUCCAAGAACUCGAUGCAAAUCUUGCACAACCGCUGCAUUUUUGAGGACAAACAAGUCAUCAAACUGCAAGAAACGCCAGAUGCGGUGCCAGCUGGCCAGACGCCCCACUCCGUGUCUGUCUGCGUCUACAACGAGCUGGUCGACUUCUGCAAGGCCGGCGACAGGGUGGAACUCACGGGCAUCUACAAGGUUACCCCCGUCCGCGUCAACCCGCGGAUGAGGACAGUCAAGAGCGUGCACAAAACUUAUGUCGACGUCGUCCAUGUGCAAAAGGUGGACAAGAAGAGGAUGGGUGCUGAUCCGUCUACCCUUGACCUCGCUGAGGAAGAGGAGGCGCAUGCCAGCGGGCAAAGUCUCGACGAGAUCAAGAAAGUCACGCCAGAGGAGGAGGAGAGGAUCAAGGCUACGGCUGCUCGCCCCGACAUCUACGAUCUCCUCUCCCGCUCCCUGGCCCCUUCGAUCUUCGAAAUGGACGACGUGAAAAAGGGCAUCCUUCUCCAGCUGUUUGGCGGCACAAACAAGACUUUUGAGAAAGGAGCAAGCCCGAAGUAUCGCGGGGACAUCAACAUCCUGCUGUGCGGUGACCCUUCCACAGCCAAGUCGCAGCUCCUAUCGUACGUGCACAGGAUCGCUCCACGAGGCGUUUACACCAGCGGCAAAGGUUCCUCGGCCGUCGGUCUCACUGCAUACGUGACGCGCGAUCCGGAGACGCGGCAACUGGUGCUCGAGUCCGGUGCCCUCGUCUUGUCCGAUGGAGGCGUGUGCUGCAUCGACGAAUUCGACAAGAUGAACGACUCAACACGGUCAGUUCUCCAUGAAGUGAUGGAGCAACAGACAGUGUCCGUAGCCAAGGCGGGCAUCAUCACAACGCUCAACGCCAGGACAAGCAUCCUGGCAUCUGCCAACCCGAUUGGCAGUCGGUACAACCCGGACCUUUCUGUCCCGCAGAACAUCGACCUGCCCCCGACCCUCUUGUCCCGUUUCGACCUGGUCUACCUGAUUCUUGACCGUGUCGACGAGAAGACCGACCAACGGCUCGCCCGCCACCUCCUCUCCAUGUAUCUCGAAGACAAGCCCGAGUCUGCCCACUCCAACAAUGACGUCCUGCCAAUCGAAUUCCUAACCUCCUACAUCUCUUACGCCCGCACCCACAUUCAGCCCACCAUCUCAUCCGAGGCCGGCCGGGAGCUGGUCGAGUCGUACGUCGAGAUGCGCAAGCUCGGGCAGGACGUGCGGGCCGCCGAGAAGCGCAUCACGGCGACGACGCGGCAGCUCGAGUCCAUGAUACGGCUGGCCGAGGCGCACGCAAAGAUGCGCCUGUCGCCCGUCGUGACGCGCGACGACGUCCAGGAGGCCGUGCGCCUCAUCAAAUCGGCGCUCAAGACGGCCGCCACCGAUAGCCAGGGCCGCAUCGACAUGAGCCUGCUGACGGAAGGCACCAGCGCUGCCGAGCGCAAGCGCCGCGCCGACAUGAAGGACGCCGUCGUCAAGCUGCUCGAUGAGCUGACGGCCGGUGGGCAGACGGUGCGCUUCGCCGAGGUGGCCAGGAAGCUGGCCGAGAGUGCGGGUGUGCCCGUGGAAACGAGCGAGUUUGCCGAGGUUAUGAGGGCCCUUGAGAUGGAAGGGGCCGUGAUGAUUACUGGCGAGGGGCCGAGGAAGAGUGUCAGGAGAGUGACGGCAACUGUGUAAUGACGUGAGUAGCAUGGAUGGGAUACGGACUGGCGCUGGUUCUUUGUUUUUGUUUGGACUCUUGCUCAUUUGUCACGCCAGGGGCCUAUAGGUAUGUAUUUGUAUGCAUCUUGUUUCGCGAGAGGCUCUCCAAGACAUAAGUAAUUCAGAACACGGACUAGGGUAGGUAUACUCGGCGAUGAAACAACCAAUUCCCAAGCGC